CCACAUUUUCAUCUGGGAUGGACUGACUGCAGCACAGCGUGAGAACUUUUUCCUGUGGGGCGGUGAUCCCUACGGAUGAAAUCCGCUAAUUUUCUCAGACUUCUGCGCUGUAAAAAACACAAAAUAUAAGAGCAGUUAGUUUAUAUCUAGCAAACGGAGCUGAAUAGUAAGACUUAACACUGAAAAAAUCCUGAACGCUACAGCGUCCUUUUAAUUUAUUGCUCAAACUUUGGUCAUUGUAACAUCGGCUCGGACAAAAAGUGGAUAAAUGUUUUCCUACAUUUAGUCAUAAAGAGUUGCUGUGAGGGGGGUUACGGCUGUAGCACUGGACCCCUGGAGCAGGACAGUAUGACGUCACAGACCAGCAGCCCCAGAUCCUCCAGAGAUUGACCCAGGAUGGAGCUGAAGGUGUGGGUCGAUGGAGUUCAGCGCGUGGUCUGUGGGGUCACAGAGUCCACCACCUGCCAGGAAGUGGUCAUCGCUCUGGCUCAAGCAAUUGGUCGCACAGGACGGUAUACAUUGAUUGAAAAAUGGAGGGACACCGAGCGACAUCUCGUUCCUCACGAGAGUCCAGUGGCAUCUCUGAACACUUGGGGGCAGUAUGCCGGUGACGUGCAGUUUAUCCUACACCGCACUGGUCCAUCUCUCAAUGAGUACCCCUCAACCGAAGGUCUGAAUCCUCGGGGCCCAGAGCGUGGCUUGCAUCGGCAGAGCCUUCCAUUGAUGGCCAAGCUGCGAGCUCCGGGUGACCGUUCCCUCUGUCGGCGCGAGCCACGGCGCAAAUCUCUGACCUUCACCGGUGUGCCCCGCAGUCUGAGGGACAUCCUUAGUGGAGGAAGGCUCAGUGACAGUAGUGCCAAACAACGAGAGGUUUUAGUGAGAAGUGCUCACAAUUCACCAUCAAUGUCCCCUCGGUUAUCAGGCCACCGCGUGAAGGAUCUUACCCAACUGGUGAGACUGCAGAGGGAGACUCUUUCGGUUCUGGACACCAGGAUAGAGGCCUACGAGGCAGAGCUUCGAAUGUUGACUGAGAAAAGAGUUGGACUAGAGGACGACAAACUGUAUGUGAAGAUGACAGAGGAAGUUUCAAGUUUGGAAAAGCAGGUGCGAAGGAACAAGGUGGAGAUUGAGGAAGAGGAAUUUUGGGCAACUGAGCUCGAGAUUGAACGGGAGAGCGAGAGGCAGCUGCAGGAGCACCUCCAGGAGUUGAGCAGUCGGUUGCGCGGCUGUGAGGCGGAUCUGGAACAGCGGCUGAUGUCUCUGCAGGGUGUAGAGGCAGGCAUAGAGGCUCAAAAGCAACAUAAGGAGAUCAGAGAGAGCCAGCAGGCCAGUGAGGGGGAAGUGAAGGCUAGACUUCAGAGAGUGAAAUCAGAACUCAAGGCUCAAGCUCAACACACGGGCCAGCUUGAAAACAGCUCAAGAGCAGUGGAGCGCUCACUGACUGAGUCAUGCAAGAGACUGCAGGAGAGUCAGUAUGAACUGGAGCAGCUUACCAAAGAGUUGAGGCAGGUAAACCUACAGCAGUUCAUACAACAAACAGGCACCAAAGUCACUGUUCUGCCCGUGGAGCCUGGCGAUGAUGACUCCAGCAACACAACAGAUGAUAAAGACUUUGCUGCAUUAACUGGCUCAUUAAAACGACCGGGUUUAUCUCAUCCAGAGGUUGGCGGCAUCCGUGUACUCCAUAGUCCGAUCUUCUCAGGUUUAAAUCCUGAGGGCAUCUAUGUCUAAGGACAACUUGGUAGAAGUAUUUCACUUUUUUUUUUUAACCUCUCCAUAUGUUUGAGACUGAAUACAUUUUAUUUGAUGCUAAUUCAAGCAAAACCGACAGCCGAUCUGCUCAACAUGAAGGAUAACUUUAGUGGUGUCAUGAACACCUCUUAAGCAGUUUUCAGUUUCCUAUUAUAAUACUUGAUCUUGAUCACAAAGAGCUGUAUACCAUUUCAAAUAAAAAGUAUGCUGAUUUUCAUAUGUGUAGCAUCAUUGUAGUGUCUAAUGUUAGAAAGUGAUAUCUGUAACCUUUUCACAUAAAAAAAAACUAGUAGAUGAAGGAUGUAUUACUUUGGAAGCAUAAAUAUAUUUUUGUAUUCUUAUUUUAGCUUCUGAAAACAUUUGUAUGAAUGUGCAACUUUCACAUUUGUGUUUACUGUUAGUGGAGAUCAAUCUGACCUGUGAUUUUUUUUUUUUUUUUUUUUUACAUUUCAUAAUAUGGUUGAUUUAUCAAUUUGUAUAAGUGUUUUACUGUUGAGCCAAAGACAAUCACUUAUUUUAGUUGCAAUAUGUUACUGCAUGACUGCAAAAUAUUGUACUCCUUGCUUUAAUUUAGCCAGUGUCAUUAUUGUCGAAAUAUGCAUAAAAUGUAACUGAUACUGCUUGAAAAUUUACUUUUACUCUUUAAGGAAUAGUUCACCCAAAAUGAAAAUGUUCACGCUCAUAUUCAAAAUAUUAUGACUUGGGAGACAUUUUUAAAAAAUAAAUAAAUAAAUGUUUUCAAGGAAUUUUCAUUUUGGGUGAACUAUAUAUUUAAUAUUAUAUAUUUGUUAUAUAUAAUUUGUUUCAAUGUAUGAAAUCACAGCUGUUUAGCUGAAAGUAGUGCCUUCGUGAAAUUCAACGCAAGCCAUGUUAUGAUCAACUUUAACGAUGGUGCAAGCAUGCUGACUCUGUGAAUUAGACUGUAUAAAAUAUAUUAUGACGUUUUAUGCUCAGACUUUGCUCAUAUGGUGUCUUCUAAAUAUGGCUGCAUUUCAUUUCAGUAGAUUUUAGGGGUAUUUAACCUUGUUUUUAAUUGUUUUCUACAGUCAAGCAUGUACUAUCAUUUUGUAUACAUAGAAAAGCUUCAUACAAACCCCUAAAAAAAUCUAUAUAGUACUGUGAAUUAUUAUUAAACACUAAUCACCCCA
Molecule: messenger RNA, 2900 nt
Organism: Cyprinus carpio (common carp)
Lineage: Eukaryota; Metazoa; Chordata; Actinopteri; Cypriniformes; Cyprinidae
Product: ras association domain-containing protein 8-like
Biological process (GO): signal transduction
Source: RefSeq, a predicted model, not a curated record